AUGACAAUCGCACAUUCGCACUUCGAGUCGCUUCCGCAGAACCCGAAAGUGCCGGGCCGCCGAAAAAGUUCGUGCGCAGAGGUCCAGUGCUUCCAAAACUACUACCAUGGCCAUCAAUUGCUUAGUCCAAACCCUCAUUACAUUGGAAAUGUGCGGGCGUCGGUCAACCAUUGGCAAUUGCGGGAUUUGGUGCAGAUCGAUCCGUUGACCGGGUCGGUUUUCCAUUCUUAUCGGGAUCUGAUCCGGGUAUUAUCGGUGAAAAACCACGACUUGAACUCCGUCAAAUCGAGAACGUACUUGCAACUUCCAUAUUUUGCGCGGUGUUUCAACCAUGCGCCAGGUGGUCUUUUUGUCACUGGCGGUCUUGAUAAUUCGCUGGCCAAGUUGGCGCAUAUGGAUAUCCCUGCUCUUUCUGAAUCUGGCACCAAGGGAAAUCGGAGGAAGCCCGAUGGGCUUUUUUCGGUCUACAGUCCUGCUAUGGCCACCGAAAUGACGUUUCAUUUGGGCGAAAUGAUUAACAACGCAGUCACCAUUUAUCCAGACCAAGAUCUGACUGCGUCGUAUACCUCGUACGUGUGCAACAACGACUCCAACUUGUAUGUGGUUGGAAUCUCCGAUCUGGGUGUUCUGGUGAAGCGCAAUAUCGUUUGUCAGGCAAAGGUGUCACUCAAUAAUGUCAUCCAGUCACCCAACCAGAAGUUUCUAGCUGCCACUGGCGAUUCAGGCCUGAUCUUCUUAUUGGAUCCGACAAAGCCAAGAGCUACGUUCCAGACCAUCAAGACGGAUCACGAUAGUGGGUUUGGAUUGUCUUUCCACAGCAACGAGCAUACUCUUGCGUCUGCGUUCCAGAACGGGUCGUGCCUCUUGUUUGAUCUCCGUAAACCUAAUCAUGCAUAUCACGAGAUCAAAUCCACCAGGCCCAAUCAUCAAUCGGGUGCGUUCCGGUGCUGUAAAUUUCUCAACUCACCCACACAAGAUCUUCUUGCCGUUCUGGAACAUGUGGGACGAGUUCAUAUCAUUGAUCUCCGGAACCUCAGCGACAAUCACCAGGUAGUGGUAUUCCCAUUGGCACUUGAUCAGUUUUCCAGAUACAACUACCAGAAAUCCCGCAUCUGCAAAAAAUUGAAAUCGAAAAGUGAUGUUGACGAUCUAGAAUCGAACGACAUUAAUGACGCCAAUGACACCUGCACCAGCGACGUCUCCACCAUCGACGACGACUAUGACCGGCCGGACCGGUUGAUUCAUCCUCGCUGGGAGAUCUUUGGCGAUGCAAACACCCAGUUCUCGGCGCCUCUAGUUUACGAUCAUGACUAUCUUACUAAUGAGAAUCCCAAGCUAUUCAAGGGUUACGAAUACGAGCCGCCAAGCCCCGCCAGUGUUUUCGACGAAACCAACGGAAGUCUUGACUCUAAACCGUCGACAAGCCACCGUGAGGAGGCUUCUACACAAGAGACUGUCCUGGAAACCACCCUGAACAGCACCGAAGCGCAGAACUUCCGUCGCAUUUUCCAUGAUCUGUACAUGCAAGCUGGAAAUCAUGUCAAUGGAGAAAUGCAACUAUCGGGAAUUGACUGGUACGACAAUCAAUUGUUCAUUGGUAGCGAAGACGGAGGGUUCUGUGAAUGGGACGUCAACGUGCGUGGACGCAGAAGUUUUGGUAGUUUUUCAUUUGCCUAG
This is a messenger RNA of Australozyma saopauloensis, 1677 nucleotides long. RefSeq lists its product as uncharacterized. Gene Ontology annotation, molecular function: protein binding. The record is from RefSeq and is a predicted model, not a curated record. Bases 1 to 1677 code for a protein of 558 amino acids. The transcript has a single exon. Lineage: Eukaryota; Fungi; Ascomycota; Pichiomycetes; Serinales; Metschnikowiaceae.